This is a messenger RNA of Peronospora belbahrii, 4053 nucleotides long. The record is from the annotation of a GenBank genome assembly. NCBI's taxonomy places the organism in Eukaryota, Oomycota, Peronosporomycetes, Peronosporales, Peronosporaceae.
AUGUUCUUGCAAUGGAUUGCCAAGUGUGAUUUAAUACCUGUCCCUGCUGAUUCCUAUGUCCUUAAAAAAUUCACUGAAAAAUGUCAACGUGGCAUGUGUUCAAUGGUUGUAAGCUCACUUACUGACGAGAAUAUUGAUACAUUGAUUAUAUUACCUAGUGGUCAUCAUAUUCGAUGGGCGAUGGAAGUACUUGGUCAUUCAUUUGCUUUACCAAUGGAAGAUUCCGAGGUGAUUUCCGGUUCUUUACGAAUCUAUCAACGUUGGCUUGGUGUUGAUGAUGAGAAGAAUGGCAAAGAUCAUCGACCAGCGUGUAUGCAAAAGGUUGAACAGACUUUUAUACAGGAUAUGUUGGGUCAAAUGACAUUACUCCUUGAAGAACGGCCAAAGGAUGAUGGCAAUGUGGAAAACAAUAUGGCAACACAUGUGAAUCUAUGCACAAGAGUGUUGGACACAUUUGAUGCUCUUGUGAAGCGUCGAGGGACGCAAUUGUCGAAUUCGACAUGGGAUCGACUUAUUCGAUUGAUUCUUGGCGCAGCAGAUGGUUUGCUGCAUAAUUUACGCAAUCAAUUGGGUAAUAAAUUGUGUGGACAGCUUGUGCGACUAUUGUUUGAAGUCUAUUUGCGGUCAUUGCCGCAAUGUGGACCGCGAGGAGAACUCUGGGGCUUGCUGCAAAAGUUUUGUCGGCGAUGGAUUCAUCGAACAUUAGUUAUCGAACAGUGGAACGCUAUCACGCUUGGACUCACACGGAGUCUCAUGCGUCAGAUCCACGAUCGCAACGCUUCUAACGAGAUCGAAAUCAUUUGGGCGGAUAGUCGACAACCCUCCAAGUUUGAGUUAGAGAGCCCUAUGCUUGCUUACGCAUGGUACCGUCUUUUUCGAGUGAUUGGCCAUCCUUCUGCAAUUUUUGAUCCGGAUGUGUACCUUGCUGCUCUGAAAGGAGUGAGUCGAUUAGCCGAUGAAUUUGCGCGCAUUGAAAAGGUACCACGUGUGCAAUGGGAGCACGUGUUGGGCGCACUCAAUCAAGCGCCGGACCGCGACAGCCCAGUGUUCCAAGGAGUUCAGAACGGGGAUGCUGAUGCAAGCAAUGACGUGUCCGCAGCUGCACCCCUGACAAGCUCUGAGCAGCCACGAGCUCCGCCUGAUCUCAACUCGAUCCUACGGCUGCUCGGGCCAUGGUUGUUUGACGCCUGCUUGACUCGUAAACCGCGCUUCGCAGCUGGCCGCAGUGAAGCACUGCGCUGCCUUGGGAGACUCUUGUGUCAUUACUCCAGUGGCCGUUCGAAACGUGUCAACUGGGCUUUCAGCGUUCGCAGUUUGAUGGCUCUACAGAACGCUCUGCUUGACGAUGACGAACGCAUUGCAGCUUCCGCAGUGUUCAACUGGUCAAACGUGUUUAGUUUGUAUGGAAGCCACACGUUACGUGGUGCCGGUGUUGUUGCAGGACCAUUCCACAAAGCUAUUGAACGUGUGUUCCGUGCCGCGGAACGUAAGGACGCCGCGUCAUCAUCAUCUGCAAAAUCUGAUGGUCGGCGCGGCGGGUAUUCAUUUUUUGUUCAGGAUGAUCAACAUAUAGGAGGAAUUCCGAUUGUGCUGCUCCGCCGAGCGAGCAUUAAGGCAUGCAGCUCCCUUCUCACUAUUCAUGCUCACGUCCCACGUCUGAUGAUAAAAGAAGCUGAGCAAGAGAUCGUCGCACCUUCGAUGGCCGAUAUUCCAGGACUGUAUUCAAGCUUGCCUAAGUACACUAGCUCGAACGUUGUUGCCCUCCUGAUGACUGCGAUCAAGACCGAGACAGACCCCACAAACCAACAGAUGAUGAUGUGGAUCAUGACAGUAGCCAUUCAGCAGGAGGCUGUCUUUUGGACGAACGGCUUGGCAUCUAGCCGCAACUCACAAGUUCCGUUCACAAUCUUGUUGAUUUGCUCUAUCAUCAGCAAGUCGCAAAAGUACAAGCCACCAGUGCUGUUUACUGCGUUUGACUGCCUUCGCCAUUUGUCACUGGUUUGUGAGGAAGUUUUCUUCCAUCAUGCAAACUCGGUUGUCCACCUAGUGAAUGCGUGCUGUGACUUCAUUAGCAACAAUGCGCCGGUCCUGCGCUCGAGGGCGGCACCGUUCUAUCUGGACAGUCUCAUGGCAGCAGCAUACCACUGCAUAAUUGAAUGGAUUGUAGCAGUGCCUUUGCUGCUAAGCAAGCAACAAGUUAUUGCGAAGAUUAUCACAACUAUUGUAGAUGGUAACGAGCGAUUCCAAUCGUUGUCUCCCAACACCACAAACAUGGCGGUGCGGGAGGCUGCUCAAAAACUGGUGAACAUGCUGAUGAAGCAUCAUGUUUCACACACCAGUAAUGCUGGUUCCAUCGGCCCCUCAUCGGGUUUGACUGAAAAGUCCGUGCUGGCACAGUUCUGUGACCUGAAUGACGCGACCGACAUUUAUCGCCAUUGUCGCUUUUUUUCUGUCAACAAGAAUUCUGUUCUGACAGUGAUCGAGAAGCCCGCGAAUGCGACGCAAUCAGGCGAAGCAAUUCUGAUUAUGCGAGACUCAACUGGCCGUUAUGUGUGGCGCUCCAAACCCAUAUACCACGAUGGCCCGCGCCCUAAGAGUGUCGCUGAGUUUGAAAAUUUCACUGACGGCUCUGGCACGCAGGUUGAAAAGCGUUCUGACUUUGAGUCCGAUUCUGAUGCAAAUACGCACGAGGAUAGUGACGAUGGCGAUUACGAGAGUGACGAGGAGUCACGGGUGGAAGAUCCACUGCUUGUUGCGAUUCGUGAAACUCACGCAAAGACUCCCAUGACAAGCUGGCGCUCAUCUUUUGAAGGCGGGGCUGACAUGGAAUCUGACCCAAUGAAAGUCAUGUCAGGCGAAGGCAACACGGGCAUGAGCACGAUCGAGCGGAAAGCUCAGGCUGGUCGCGAGGAUGCCCGGGGUAACCAGGAUGCAGUGUUUAUGAGCUUGUUAGUGUCACAGAGCCACGAGGAUCGCCUUGCUUCCCGGCCAAAGGGUUCUGCGCGCGGUGUUAGGUGCUGCAAACCCACACCACCUGAGAAGGACCCUGUACUGCAGACGUGGGAAGUAUCACGGAGGAUGAUGAGUGAGCUGGGUUUUCUUUCGGUACGCAACUGGGGUUCUGUGUUCGCCAUGGAUGCAACAGUUGCGACUGAUUUCCUCCGUGACUUGGAGACGCUGGACAAACUACCGGAGCGCGAAACGUUUGAUAUUUCUAUUGCUUAUGCAUUCACGGGGACUUCCCGAGGCGGCUACGACCAAAUACAUCUUGCUACCUCGACGGAUGUGCACGCCGGCUACGUCGAUCUGUCAAAGGACUACCAGCUCUUUCUGUCGUCCAUUGGCGAACGAGUAAGUGAUCACGACCACAAAGGAUACUCUGGCUUCAACGCCAACCUUACGAAUGGCCGGAUGCUUUACUAUUCGCAUUACAGUCACGAGGCAUGCAUCUACGUGCCUACCCUUUUGGUAGAAGGAGAGGACAGAAACAGCGACAGUGAUAGUGAAGCUGAAGACACUGAAGGGGCAAAUGCAAGGAUUCUAUUCCAACACGCCAACGUACUCAUUGUUUGGAACGAGUGCCAGCAGACAUACCGCCCGGGAAGUGUGUUGUGGGAUGCAGUAUUCAAGCUACCAAUGCCUACUUCAGGAGUGGUGCUGAUCAUCGAUCCAUUGGGCAACGACCUUUACUGUGUACACAUUAGCUACGAGUCAUCACCGCUAUUCAAUCAACGCGAUGUUAUUGCGAACCAAGAGGAGAGCUACGUAGAUGAGGCUGACGUGUAUACAAGCCGCGUGCUUGGUCCAUUGCUGGAUGGCAUGGUGGUUAACGGUGCUUGGUUAGCCCCGCUAGUGCGCCAGACUGCCAUCAAUGCAGCCGUUCUUUCACGCGCAUUCCAUCGUUAUCAGCACGAUAUUGGUGCAGUUUCGUUUGCACCUGUUGGUGCUGAAGCCAACCGCAGCACGGUCAUCUCAUCAUUUGUAGAGAAACACAUGCGUCCGAAGCUUCCUGGUGAGUUUUAUGGCGGCUUGUUUGAAGAUUUUACCAGCUAA